Molecule: messenger RNA, 861 nt
Organism: Amborella trichopoda
Lineage: Eukaryota; Viridiplantae; Streptophyta; Magnoliopsida; Amborellales; Amborellaceae
Source: RefSeq, a predicted model, not a curated record
GAACCAUGGAGAAUUAUGGCUUCCACAUAGAAUGCCUUUGGGCUUACAGUUCCUUCGUUCGAUCGGCGGAUCGAUUUUGAAGGGAAAUUUUGAUAAAGCUUUAUCAGACUUCUGUUUUACACUGAAAAAUGGGCGAAGAAACAACCAGAACGGCCUUUGUUGAACUUCAGGGUCGUAUGAUAGAGACUACAGGGAAAUUGAAGCAGGUACAAAUGCAAAUGCGAAAUAAAGAAGCAGAGAAGAAACGAGCCUACCUAACACUGGAAGAGCUACAGCAGUUAUCUGAUGAUACAAACACAUACAAGUCUAUCGGGAAAGCGUUUGUUUUGGAGCCAAAAUCAGACCUUAUAAAGGAGCAACAGCAGAAGUUCAAGGAUAGCGAGACCGUUCUAGCCUCUCUCGAAACCUCAAAGGAGUACUUGGAGAAGCAGAUGGCGGAUAUAGAGAACAAUUUGAGGGAGUUGUUGCAGCAAGAUCCAGGCCUAGCUCGCCAGAUAAUGUCAAUGUCAGUGUGAGCUUUCUUUUGUGGCUUGUUUUCUCUAAGAAGCUUUGCUUUAAUACCAACCAUAAUUAUAGUUCAUGUUCUUGUGAGUUUUUCGGAAGGUAAUUUCUUGAGAUAUUUUUGGAUUGUAUGAUCUGUGCGACUACAUGAAUUAUUUGGUCGUAUAGGUCAUCGCCAUCCAAUAUGGUUGAACAGUGAUGGAGAGAGUGUGGGGACCCUGCACAUUCAAUCGCAAAUCUGAGGCUCUCUUUGUUGGGGUCCCCAUCCCAUUGAUUGGACGAUGCUGACCAUUUUGAGUACAUACUUCAUGUUGCUAUACGAAUCAUAUUUUGCUGAAGUAAAAAGGCCUUUAUCCUCUC